ACAACGUGCCGAAAUCAUCAGCCGUUGCGAAAAAGGAAACUUGUUUUUUUAAAAAAUUUGGAAGCGUCCGCCCUCGAUCGAUGGCGUGACGUACUCGUCACCGGCGCCCCUUCUCGAUCUCCUCCGAUCGCUGGCUCCGCCGCGCAGGCGGUUCGAAGCAAGCGGCAUUCGUUGCACGAACUAGGGACUUUACUUGGUCCCCUGCGCCGAAUUAGGGUUUCACCUCCCGGCUUGGGAUUUGGCUGCUCGGAGAUUUGCUUCGUUUAGAAUGCUGAGGUUCUGCUCGAGCCGCUGGAUUACUUCCUGUUAGGGUUGAUCCUGGUUGCUAGACGGUCUCAUUGGUUCGGUUGAGUAGUUUGCUGCGUAUAUGUUAGCUUUCGAAGUUAUUUCCUUCUUGCGAUGUUUCCGACGAGUGAAGCUUUCAAUUCUUUGGGUUCGGUUGUUGUAGCUAACUCCGCAUUCACUGUAGAGUCUUUGCUGUCUCCUGUUGUUGGAGUGUCUUCUUUUGCCCAUUAUUUGUUUCCUUCUAGGGUUGAUCCUGGUUACUGGACGGUUUCAUUGGUUUAGUUGAGUAGUGUGUCGUGUAUAGAUGGGCUUUCAGAGCUAUUUCCUUUUUGCGUGUUUCUAGCGAUUGAAGCUUUCAAUCCUUUUGGGGGUGGGCUAUUGUAGCUAUCUCCGCAUUCACUGUAGAGUCUCUCUGCUGUCUCCUUUUGUUCUUCUGUUUGACCAAGAAGCUCCUCCAAAAUCUUCCCUCCAUUUUGUCGAUACCCUAAUUUGCUUUCACAGCAUGCUCAUUUACUGAAAUUGGGUCUUGGAUUGAACUUGUUCAGGGGUUCGAGCAUGAAAUUGUCAGAAAAUAUGAGACCAGCUUCGGCUUCAAGUGGUUUGGAUGGAUCAAAUUUUGUUGCUUCCUAUAACAAUGGGCAACGUGUAACCUACUCCGGUUCUGCCCUGGAUAGGUCUGGAAAUAUCCAUGAUAGCUUGGAGAACCGUAUUCUGGCUACUGGUUCCAGUACAUUACGAAACACACCUCCUGGGGAAAUUCCAUUUUUAUUCCACUAUCCAUCUAUAGAGUCUUUCUCAAUGAGCGAGAGAAAGUAUUCUCGCAGUUCAGAAUUUCAAAGAAUUCUAAGUGUAGCAGUCGAGGAGAACACUUUUGGAUCCGUACAAUCUAAGUCACUCCCACCUAAUGCAUUAGAGGACCUUAAGCGUUCCAAAACCAACAUAUCCAAGACGUCGACCAAAGCAAGGAACUUAACGAAGUUGUUACAGAACUCAAUUUUCAGAUUAGAUAGAUAUCGCAACUUGAUCUCAAAGAAACGGCAAAGAACUGAUCGAUCAAACGAGAAGUCAGGUAAUUUGAAUUCAUUAAAGAUGGGAGGUCAAAGUCAUGCAGAUUCUGCAGAAAAUGCAAGCCCGAGACUAGAAGAUAGAACAAAGAAUCUAAUUCCUAAAAAGCGUAUGCGAUCCUCUAUGGCGGAAGUACGGGGUACGGUUCUGCCUAGGCAAGCUGCAGGUGUAGAAAAAGAUAAAACUGUAAUGUUUGACAAAGAUAGAGGUGUGCUUAAAGGUUGUAAUGUAGGACUAGUAAUUUCAGAUGACAAAAUGUGCAGACUCCCUCCGGGGGGUGAUGGCUGGGAGAAAAAUAAAAGAAAACGUUCUGUUGGCCUUAGCAGAAUAAGUGAUGGAGAUCGAGAGCUUAAACAGUCAAUUCAGCAAAGGCCUAAGAAUGAACCCCGUUUACGUUCCUCAAAUGGCAUUGUAUUCAGACCAGGAUUAUCUUGUGGAACCAUAUUAAGCAACACAACGGAUAGCAAUCCCGAACUCAGUGGUGCUAACUCCUGUGGUACACCUAAGAACGAACUUGAUAGCAGCUCCGUUCCAAACGAAAGGCAAGACCACUCUGUUGGACUAGAUAAUGAACAGAGUGUAUCUAGAGGAAGCAACAGGUUAAAUAUUCAGGAAGAUACUCAGGUGGGAAAUCAAAUUCCUUUGGUAAAAGGAAAAACAACUAGGAUACCACGAACUAGUUCAAACCUUGUUACAAAUGCACCCUCUAAUUUCCUUCACUCGUUUGGAAGCAAUGAUUGUCCAGAGCAAAUUCCUAUGAGCAAAAUUCAGACUUCAAAUCUGGUGAGCAACCGUAGAAGGGUUAUAAAUAAUGAUUCUGUGUCACCCCCUGUAACUCAAUGGGUGGGUCAAAGGCCUCACAAAAUAUCGAGAACAAGAAGAGUCAAUGUAGUUUCUCCAGUUUCAAACACGGAUGGAACUCAGUUUUUGCAUGAAGUUUUUUCUGCUUCUGAUGUUGGAACUCGUAUGAUGACCACAGAUACCAGUGGUCAUCUAGUUUCAAGGGGAAUAACCAGUAGCUCUCAUCAAUCAAAACUGAAACAUGAUAAUGCCCUCCCUCCUCUGUUAUCAGAAAGUGAGGAGUCUACUGCAAUCAAAACCAAGUUUAAGGGGAAAACAAGUAAUAAAUUUGAGCUAGAGGAUGGUGUUCAAGCACCACUGAAGGCUACAACUCUUGUUUUGCCAAUAAAGAACAAACCUUCAAAAGAAGAAAUUGGAAUUGAAAUUCGCAGGCAAGGUAGGAGCAGAAGAGGAUCAGUUCAUUCAAAAUCAUGUUUACCUUUACCGAAGGAAAAACUGGAAAAUAUAGAUUCUACCAAGCCACUCAAAAAUGGAAAGCAUAGUUCUGAAAGGAGUGAAAGUAGGAUUGGUCGGCCUCCAAAAAAUAUGUCAGAUCGGAAGGUUUUUGCCCAGACACAAAAUACAGAUGUCAGUUCACUGGAACGAACAGGAGAAUCAGAGGAUGAUCAGGAAGAAUUACUAGCAGCUGCUAAUGCUGCUCGCAAUGCUAGCUAUCAUGCCUGCUCUAGCGACUUUUGGAAGAACAUGGAAUCCUGUUUUGCUUCUGCUACAUUGGAUGAUUUAGCUUUUUUGAAGAAUCAGAUACAUUUUACAAAAGAGCUAGAUUCAAGUUUUCCCUAUAGUAUCGAAGCUUGCAAUGAUUUGAUGAGUGAAGUUUUGAAUGAUCUGGCAGCAUCACCUCACUUUUCUUAUGCUAGAGAGCAAAUAAACUCAGUUGCACCAACGGACAAAUCUUUUGAGGACCUUUAUUCAGCUGACCAGAGACAGCUUGUCAAAACAUCAAUGGGGAGAUUAGAGAUCAAGAGAUUGUAUGAGAAACCAGCUCCGCUCUCACAUAGGCUUCUCUCAGCCUUUAUUAUAGUAGAUGAGAUUGCCAAUUUUGAAAAUGACACUCAAGAGGAGUUCAAUUUACAAUUUUCAAAUGAUAAUGCUCACUAUGGUCCAAACAGUCAUGUUCAUGCUAAAGAUUUAUCAAAAAUGGAUUGUCCUUCAGAGCUUGAUUGCACCAAUCAGAGAAAUGGGAUAGCUUAUGAUGGAUUUUUGACCACCAACAACUUUAGGCACUCAAAUCUUCAGAAUUUUAUGCCUUGUGAUGAUCCAGUUGUUGAAAAUCAUGCCUUUUGGAAUUCAUGCAAUGGGUCGCUUUCUGACUACCAGAAAAAUGAUUGUAAUCUUCUGCAGACAAUGAAGGGCAACUCUCCAUAUGAAUGCCAAUAUGGGAACAUGUCUCUUGAUGAUAGGAUUUUGAUGGAGUUGAACAGUAUAGGCAUAUAUCUGGAUACAAUGCCUGAUUUUGCUGACUGUGAAGAGAGUGAAAUUGACAAAGCUAUUUCAGAACUUAAGUUUGGACUCCACCAGCAGGCAAGGAAAAAGAUAAAUCAACUUGAUAAAUUGGAACUAGCAGUUCAAGAUGCAAAGAAGAUUGACGAAAGGAAACUUGAACAGUUAGCAAUGAAUAAGCUUGUCGAAAUGGCACACCGAAAGCUAAUGGGUGGUCGAGGUAGUCACAAGAGUAGCAUCACUAAGGUGUCAAAACAACUUGCAUUGUCCUUUGCUAAGCGAGCAAUAGCCAGAUGCCACGACUUUGAAGCAGGCCAAAGUUGCUUCAGUGAACUGACACUGCAGAAUGUGCUCAUGUCAGCGCCUUUAUGCCAAAUUAACACUAAGCAUUCUGUUGCUGUUAUUCAUGAAGAGAUGAGGAACACUCAUCUCGGCUAUGGAAUGUCAGGUAUUUGGUUUCUCUCAUAUUUUCCCAAUUUCAGCAGAAUUCAUGUCUACUUGCAAUGUCUAUAUGUAAAACCCGUGUCUGCAUUUCUGAGUGACAAAUUUCACUUUUCGCCUAUUAUUUUCGUAACAUCUGCUAAUUGGAUUUCAGAGGUAACUUCUGUUUCAGGGAGGCAUGAUUGUCCUAAUAAUAUUGGUCCAACGCCAUCAGAUCCUCACCAAAGUACUCCUCAAUCGGAUGAGAAAUCAAGUACUAGAACCAACCGGAAGGAGGUGCUUAUGGAUGACGUCACUAUAGGUGCUGGCUCAAGAACCACAUCAAAUCCUACCCAUACCGACACAAGUGUAAAAUGGAAAAGAGCUGAAAGUGUGAAGGACCCGAACAAAGAUGCAAUUGGUAGAGGCUCUAUGGCUAAAGUUAGUCGUCCAUCCUUAAGCAGGGGCGAACGCAGGACAAAGGCAAAACCAAAGAAAAAAAUAAGCCAACAGUAAUCUUCAGCAAA
Zingiber officinale is the source of this 4598-nucleotide messenger RNA. RefSeq lists its product as uncharacterized. The record is from RefSeq and is a predicted model, not a curated record. The transcript has 15 exons. NCBI's taxonomy places the organism in Eukaryota, Viridiplantae, Streptophyta, Magnoliopsida, Zingiberales, Zingiberaceae. The coding region runs from base 841 to 4587 and encodes 1248 amino acids.